Brassica rapa (field mustard) is the source of this 801-nucleotide messenger RNA. RefSeq lists its product as uncharacterized. The record is from RefSeq and is a predicted model, not a curated record. NCBI's taxonomy places the organism in Eukaryota, Viridiplantae, Streptophyta, Magnoliopsida, Brassicales, Brassicaceae.
AUGUUGCAGCAGCUGAUCCAAGGACAACAUCUCCAGGGGAAGGUUCUAAACCACGUUACUACCGAGAUCAAUACCAGAAUGAACCAUAUGUUCAGAGAUUUAAGCACCAAGUACGACAAUGUCGCGAGCCAUAUGAGACAGAUGGACAUUCAGAUUGCUCAGACUGCUGAGAGCGUUACAAGGCAGCAAAUUGAGAAGAAUACAGAACCAGCAGUUGGAACCAAUUCGCCAGGACCAGAACAACCAGCUCAAGCUGUUCGCCCGAUCCCAGAGACUGUUCCUCCUCGCGAAUACACUCCUAAAGUCCCUUACCCUGUUCCAGCAAAUGCUACUCGUAAGGAGAGAGGAGAUGAAGUGCAGAAAGAUGCUGGAGGACCAAACCGUCUGACUCCCCUUGAUGGAUGCUAUCCAAAUGAUGCCCUCCAUGCGCAGCUUUAUGAAGGGAUUGACUCAGGAAAAAUAUCAGAGGAGAGCGAAUUCAUGACAGUUUCGAAGGAGUACAGCGCAGUACUUCAGAACAGGCAGAUAAAGAAGCGAGGAGACCCCGACAAGUUCGUCCGCUCUAUCCAGAUUGGGAAGACAGUUUUUGCAUGCUCCUUGGUUGAUCUUGGAUCCAGCGUGAACCUCAUGCCCUACUAUGUAGAACGACGUCUAGGAUACACGCAUUUCAAACUAACUAAGAUGUCAUUGGUGUUUGCGGAUAGAUCAGUCAAAUCCCCGGUUGGUUUUCUAGAGGAUCUCCUAGUAAAAGUCGGAAACACCUCUGUUCCAGCAAACUUCGUAAUUCUGGAGCUGAAAUAA